CCUGCGCGGACCAGGGUAGAGGGGGCGAGAUCGGAGGGUAUCCACUGCGCCUGCGCCAGCUGUCCAGGUGGGUUCGCGCCUGGUUACCUGGAGCGCAGAGACUACAGGAAGCAGGGUAAACUUUCCAAGGGACUACUAAAAAAAAAGAAGUUCGCUUAUGUCUUUCUUUUAAGACCUCCUUGGCAACCAUGGGUGAAUACAGUAGGUUUAUAGAGUGGGACAAGAUGGAUCCUACCAUCCAGGCUGAGGAUGAGAAAGAACUGACCAGCACCGAAUUUCAGACUGAAUUGAAACAACUGGCUCGCCAAGGUUACUGGGCCAAGAGCCACUCUUUAAGAGCCAAAGUGUAUGAUAAAUUGAUCAGCUCUAUCCCUUGCCGCAUGGUGACACCCGAUGCCCACGUCUACCGAGACAUUGUGGUGAAAAUCGUUGGCAAGCGGAACAGCAAUACGCUUUCCCUUCCAGAAUUCGUAGACAAUAGCUUGGUUCCCACAUACUGCCUCAACGCUGAAGGCAUCGGGGCCGUCAGUAAAAUCAUCUCUUGCAUUGGAAGCCAGUUCCCGGACAUCUCGUUCUGUCCAGCUCUGCCUUCCAUGGUGGCCCUCCUCCUUCACUACAGCCGGGAUGAAGCCGAGUGCUUUGAGAAAGUUUGCCGGAUCUUGGCCUGCAAUGACCCAUCCAAGCACUUCAUCGAUCAGACCUUCUUGGCUUUUGAGUCGUCUUGCAUGACCUUCGGGGACCUAGUUAAUAAAUACUGCCAGGCAGCUCAUAAUAUGGUGGCCAUCUCGGAAGACGUGCUAGAGGUCUACUCGGAUUGGCAUCGUUGGCUCUUCGGGGAGCUGCCCCUCGUUUACAUCGCCCGCGUCUUCGAUGUGUUCCUGGUCGAAGGUUACAAGGUGCUCUACCGGGUGGCUUUGGCUCUCCUCAAAUUCUUCCACAAGUUCAGAGCUGGGCAGACCCAGGAGUCGGAAAACGUGCAACAGGACAUCCGAGCGUUUGUGAGGGACAUCGCGAAGUGGGUCUCGCCCGAGAAGCUGCUGGAGAAAGCGUUUGCCAUCCGUCUCUUCUCACGGAAGGAGAUCCAGCUUUUGCAAAUGGCCAACGAGAAGGCCCUGCAGCAGAAAGGCAUAACGGUGAAGCAGAAAAGCAGUAGAUCCCCAAAAAGGCAGAAUGUCCACCUGGCUGUUCACGCUGAGAACUUCAAGUCUGAAAUUGUUGAUGUGAAGAAGAUGAGAGACAUCUGGUCAUGGAUUCCCGAGCGCUUUGCCCUUUGUCAACCUCUACUGCUGUUUACCACCUCAGAGCAUGGCUUCAGCCUAAACAGGUUUUACCUACAUUGUGAGGGACAUGAACCAACUCUCCUUUUGAUUAAAACAACUAUGCAAGAGGUCUGUGGGGCUUAUUUGUCGACUGAUUGGCAUGAACGCAAACGAGGAGGAGGCAAGCUAAGUUUCUUUGGAACAGGAGAAUGUUUUGUAUUCAGGCUGGUGCCCGAAGUGGAACGAUACGAGUGGAUUAUAAUCAAACACCCCGAACUCACCAUGACUGGCUCUGAACCAGAAAACAAUCCUUCGGCUGUUUCUGACUCCCCCUCCUCAACCAAUCUCCCCCUGGAUCCUUCCAGUCGCCAUUCUCCUUUCCUUUCGGCACGGCAUUUCAAUCUGCCUUCCAAAGCAGCGUCCAUGUUUAUGGCUGGUAGCGCAGAAUGCAUCAUCAUAGGUGGCGGAGAUGGCCAAGCCUUCUAUAUUGAUGCUGACUUGAAUCAUGGAAGGACGGGCCAUUGCAAUACUUUCAACAAUCAACCGUUGUGCUCCGAAAAUUUCCAGAUAGCUAUCAUGGAGGUUUGGGGGUUCAAGGACACGAUGAACAGCUGAGAAAGUUGCCUCCUUCAACAUUGACUAGCCCAUGAAGUAUUUCUCAAGUUUCCCGUGCCCAUUUCCAGUUGCGGGAACCAAGCUAAUCUUUGAAGCCCCCUCCUCCCCCCCAAAGAAGAUCUCGUCUAAAUCUGGGGCCACCGUGUUUUUGUACAUGAUUCCAUGUAGUCUAAAUGAUUAGCCUCUUUUUGCUCUUAUCGAGUUUGAUGCACACCCUGAUAUUUUUGGUGGGAAGGGGAGAUCUUAACAUCUCUCCCUCAAAUAGAUCCAUAACUCUUCUCAUGAUUGCCAUCACUUGAGGCGUUCAGGUGUGGGUUUUUUUUUUUCAGAUCUUGACACAGAUGGCUCAGCCACUGAUUCAACCAGCAAGUCUCGUUUCUUAGAAAUAGGAGCUUGCACCCAAAGACGACUAUGUAAUCAUUGGAGUAUGAUGGUGAUUUCUUUCAAUUUUCCCUCAUUCUCGCCCUCUGCGUAUUACACCCUUCUAGGGAUUCCCCGAUCCUCACAGAGCUACAGUGAAUGGAGAGAUUUUUAUUGCAUAGCACACAAGCACCUUCAGAUCCAAUCCAUUAUUUUCAGGGACUUAAAAUCUAUUUUAACCCCGGCUUUGGUGUGUGUAAAUGUGAGUCUGUUGUACCUGGCUGGUGUCCCGACUGUUAACUUUAGUAAUAAUUCCAAUAUGUGUGAAAUAUGUCUUUCAGGAGUCUUAAUUUUCAUUCUGCAAUGAUACACUGAUCGGUAGAUGUUAACUAGGGGAUAAAAUGCUACCGGUAGCAGAAAUGCAAGCUGUUCGCCCGAACUGGUAACAAAACAAAUGCUAGCGGUUCGGGUGGACUGGUUUUUCCAACGAUCAGCUGUGCUGCAUGAUUAAGAUUAGCUAGAAAGCAAGAUUUCCUGCUUUCUAGCUAAUCUAAAUCGUGCGGAACAGCAGAUUCCCCCACCCCCAUCGCUGUUCACUUACCUCACUGUUCACUCACUUGCCAGGCUCCGCGCAGACAUCAUUUUUACACUCUCCGCAUGCACGGAAGGCCCUGCGCAUAUACGGAGGUGGGAUGUGCGAGCAAAGUGAGCGAGCGAUCACCUUGCUACCAAACCAGUAGCAAACAUAAGUGGAUUUCACCCCUGAUGUUAACCUUCAUUAUAUGUUUCUGUUUACAUUCCUGAUACCGCAUAUCGGUAAUAUGCUUAUCUUAGGUAAUAUCUUCAUGCCACUGAAAUCCAAUGCAAUAUACAUUAUGCACAGAAAUAUCCCCACCAGUUUUUUCAGUGAAUUGCCUCUUUGUUUUGGUGCUGUGCAUCUUGAUUUUGAAGAUGGGUGUACUGAAUAUGUGAAUGUUCAGAUUUUACAUGUGUGACUUUCUGGCCCUUGUACCUUUCCCCACCAUAAUUUAUAUCUCCUCUUCGUCCAGUUGUCCUGGCCUAGGCCCGUAUAAAGUGUGUGACUCUGUGACUGUCCAGAAAUCCAAUUGAUUUCAUUGUAAAAAAAGAAAAACCAAUAAUAAACUGAGUAUGACUUUAAUUUUAAAAGCAGCUUCAUAAUUCUUGGGGCCUGCUGUUGAGUUUUUUCCGCAU
Messenger RNA from Thamnophis elegans (Western terrestrial garter snake), 3446 nucleotides. RefSeq names its product TBC1 domain family member 24 (gene TBC1D24). NCBI's taxonomy places the organism in Eukaryota, Metazoa, Chordata, Lepidosauria, Squamata, Natricidae. The record is from RefSeq and is a predicted model, not a curated record.